CUGCCGCUUUGCGUUCCACGCGUUCAGUCACGUUGUCACCGCGAUAUAAUGUGCUGAUUCGGGGGAGUUAUCGUUUUGAGAGAAAAAUUUAAUGACGAUGGACUUUCAGAGUGCCAUGGAGACCUUUGCAGAGGCUUGGGUCGCCGCCAAUACUAAAAGUGCGCCACUAUCAGAUGUCAACGUGCAGAGUCAGGCUAUGGCCUUGACAAGGGGUUGCAGAACGCCACCUUCGGUAUCUACACCGGCAGCUGCAGGGGGUUCCAACCGGGACUCCGCCGAGAGAGCCUGUACUCCUGCUGCUCCUCGUUCUGCAGCGUCUCUCGAUUCAGUUGUGUCUGCCCCCUCUAUCAAGGACGAAUUCGAUCACCCAAAGUCUACUCCCGGAAAAUCCUUGCCAGUACACUGCGUGGUGGAAGCCGUAUCGACGAUUGAUGAAUCGCGCAUAACUAAUCAAGGGUUAUGGAAGCGGCGCCCGUUAAUUGAGACUGAUAGUUAUGUGAUCAUACCCGCCGCAACCCCGUUUCAGGGAUUGGUACAGGCAGCUCUGUUGCGUUUGGGUUACUCCGCCGACAGUGCAGCCACAGCAAGAGGAUCGGUUAUUUUAAAAAACUGGAAAGCUUUAAGCGUCGAUCAAAUCUCAGACGACCCCCUGGUUACAGUCGGUGAUAUUUUAGGAGAAUUGACGGCCGUGGCGACGCUCCGCAUCCAAGUAAUUCGAAGUCGAUCUGCCGUAUUUGCGGACAUCAAAGAAAAAUUACUCCGCUUCUUUUUAACACAAUCUCAGGGACUUCUCGUAUCUGCCGGCUGUCCAAUCGACGAGCUUAUUUUAUCGCAGAUAUGCCGUACUAACUUCGGAAACGACGCCCCGUCAACCGAGCUCUCAGAAGAGUGCCGCCGUAAGUUUGAUCAGUGGUGGUCGGCGCAAUUUUGUCCUUUAUCGCCAAGUAGCCGAGUCCCACCUGUUACCUCAUAUACCAACUUGUAUCCCGUUUCGUUGCACUCCUCAAAAUCACUAGACCGUCCCGUGCCCGACCCCUCUCACCCCGCUAUGCAAAACGUCCACAGUCAAUUUCCCACCCAAAAAACUCGAAUGCGUACUAGCUUCGAUCCCGAACUUGAACUACCGAAACUGCAAAGAUGGUUUUCUGAUAAUCAACACCCUAGCCGGCAGCAAAUUCAACAGUAUGUCAAGGAGUUAAAUAGCCUCGAAUCGAGACGCGGCAGAAAACCUCUGGAUGUCAAUAACGUGGUAUAUUGGUUCAAAAACGCCAGAGCCGCACAAAAACGGGCCGAAAUUCGAAAUGUUACCCCAGCGUUAACGUGUCACAUGUCGGUGAAUGGCUACAACGACCACAGUCCCAACAAUGGUUCCAACUUGCUAAUGACCGAUUGCUACAUAAACUCUGAUCCGCACCUAAAAAACAACCUUCCGACUCCCUACAGACGAGGUUUUCAUACCACUCGUAUGUCCGAUGAACUUUCGAAUGCAACCUCCGAUUUAGAGGAAGAAGACAUCAUCGACAGUCAGCCACACAGCCCAAUAGGUCCCCUUUCCUUAACUACGACGAACAAACGCGAUCCAAAGGAGUGUAGCUCACGUUCAGUUAGCCCCUCGCACGGAAUACAAGUCGACAGUACGAAGCAAGAACCGAAAGACGAACCUACAAGUUACCAAUCGCCUAGUAACCACUCGCACUCAAACAGGAUGCAUAUGUCCGAUGGUGAGGAUGGGCCAAACGAAGAUGCACGAAAUCGUAUAAACAACCGUAUCAACCACUCUCCUCCAGAUCGUAGCCUUUCACAAGCUUACUGUGGAUCACCGGAAUUCGAAAGACACCUGCAGAAUCGCGCGCCAAACGAUGGACUGGAAAGGUUAACCACUGGCUUUCCGUUGGUCCCAAAUUCAAUGUUUAGCCAAAGUAUUAUGUACAUGAGCCACUACAUUCCCGGCUUAUCACACGCUGCCACGUCACCCAAUAGUUCAAAUGUUCUAGGAAUGUCAGCGGACGAACGUAGAAAACGUAAUAGAACCUUUAUAGAUCCCGUCACUGAAGUACCAAGGCUAGAGCAGUGGUUUUCACUUAACACCCAUCCUUCCCACAAUCUCAUUUUGAAAUACACUGAAGAACUAAAUUGUAUGGCUUAUCGACAAAAAUUUCCCCGUUUAGAACCUAAAAAUGUUCAAUUUUGGUUUAAAAAUCGUCGCGCUAAAUGUAAAAGGCUUAAAAUGUCUCUUUUUGAUAAUCAGCAAUCUGUACAUUAUCAUCCAGCUGAUAGAGAAUAAAUAUUCUUCGUACUUAUGUUAUACUUGAUAUUUGCCAAAGAAAUUGUAAGUCUUUUUUAAGUAAUAUGUGUGAAAUUUGUAAAGUAGUGAGAAUACGUUUUGGUGAUCCUGUUAUGAAUUCGGAUGCUGUACAAAUAUAUAAAGCGUCAUUGUUACAUGUGUAGUUGUAACCGAAUUGUA
Molecule: messenger RNA, 2464 nt
Organism: Photinus pyralis (common eastern firefly)
Lineage: Eukaryota; Metazoa; Arthropoda; Insecta; Coleoptera; Lampyridae
Gene: dve
Exons: 5
Coding region: 92-2284 (730 amino acids)
Biological process (GO): regulation of transcription by RNA polymerase II; chromatin remodeling
Molecular function (GO): DNA-binding transcription factor activity, RNA polymerase II-specific; RNA polymerase II cis-regulatory region sequence-specific DNA binding
Source: RefSeq, a predicted model, not a curated record